Molecule: messenger RNA, 5016 nt
Organism: Gopherus flavomarginatus (Mexican gopher tortoise)
Lineage: Eukaryota; Metazoa; Chordata; Testudines; Testudinidae
Gene: PROSER1
Product: proline and serine rich 1
Exons: 14
Coding region: 815-3463 (882 amino acids)
Source: RefSeq, a predicted model, not a curated record
CCUGAGGGCCGCGCGCUGACGGGAGCGGCAAGAGGCUGCGACUGCUGCAAAGCCCCGUGUGUCCAGCGGCACCUGAGCCAGGCGCUGUCCCGCUCCUCACCCCCCUAUCCGGGGUCCCCUCUCUCUGCUCCUCGGCUGCUCUGUUUGUUCUUCAUCCCGUUUCUCCCCCCGUCCUCACAAACCCAUGUAACUCCCCCCGCCCUGCUUAAUGUGCCAGUUCCGAGACACGGAGCGUUAAGCCCCGUCUCCUGCUGAACUGUACAUUGGACCAAGCAUUUAUUUCGUGACUGAAAUCCGCACCGCUGUCUGAAAGAGUCGCAUCCCCCUGCCCUGACCCUUUUUCUUAUUGCGUGUUUUAAAGGAUUUUUUUCCCAUCUCUGUAAAGUGUCUCUUUUCGAGGUGCUUUUCUUCUACAAUAAAAAAGACGCUUCUGCAGUAAAGAGUCUUGCCUGGAUGUAUUUUUUCUUUAAAUAAAAAUCUACAUUGGAUGAACAAGUAAAGAUGGAUAAGAAAUCAUUUGAGACCGUGCUUGAUGAAAUUAGAAAGACUCCUAAAAAAUUUCAAAUGGAGUUGGAAAUCUUAGUCUGCAGAUCUCUAGGAGUCUGUGGACUACAUGUUGAAAACCACCGUUGUAAGUUGACAGCCUUUUGUGGACCUCUCAGAUAUAGUCAGCGGACCCCUGAGCUCAGUGCCACAGGCUGUGUUGACUGAAUACAAAUUAAAAGCUAUAGAAUAUGUGCAUGGAUACUUCUCUAGUGAACAGAUUGUUGAAUUACUGAGAUACUUUUCUUGGGCUGAACCACAACUAAAGGCAAUGAAGGCUUUACAACAUAAAAUGGUAGCUGUUCCGGCAUCAAAAGUGGUUAAUAUCCUGAACUGCUUCACCUUCAGUAAAGACAAGCUUGUUGCUCUAGAACUUUUAGCUUCCAACAUUGUUGAUGCUCAGAAUUACCGCCUUAUUGAGGACCUGUUCAGGAUUAACAUGUCAGAGAAGAAAAGAUGCAGGAGAAUUCUUGAGCAGGCUUCCAAAGGAGGUUGUAAAGCCCCUCAUGCUAUGAUAUCUUCCUGUGGCAUGAUUCCUGGAAACCCUUAUCCCAAGGGGAAACCAAGCCGGAUAAAUGGAAUUUUCCCAGGAACGCCUGUCAAAAAGGAGACUGAAGAAUAUACUAAUGAAGGGAAGGGAAUUGCAGCCCGUAUACUUGGGCCGUCCAAACCAGCCCCAGCAACGUACAACCCACACAAACCUGUUCCAUACCCCAUCCCACCAUGCCGGCCACAUGCAACUAUUGCACCAAGUGCUUACAACAAUGCCGGUCUAGUUCCAAUGGCCAGUGUCCUAGCACCAAGCUUACCUGCUCCUCCACCAUAUACCACUAAUCAAGUGGGAUCAGAAAACGAAGACCUUUCCAAUCAGGCAAAACCUUCCCAAAAUCAAGCUUUUUCUGCACAAGCGAAUCAGCUCUUUACUCCUCAUGGUUCUAAUCCUUCAACACCUGCUGCUACUCCAGUUGCUACCCCAUCCCCUGUCAAGGCGAUAAGCCAUCCAUUAGCAUCUGCCACUGCAGUCAUCCCUGGGAUGAGCAUGUCUACCCCUGUGCUUCCUGUUUUCCCAGGGCAGGUCUCCUCUUCCAUCCAUACAUCUCAGCCCUCAGUCCCAACCCCAUCUGUCAUCAAAUCCCUUUCAUUGCCUGGUGUUCCUGUCACAUCUGUUCAUAGUACAACCUCCAUCCCUGUUCCUGCAGUUUUCUCUGGACUGGCUUCUAUCCCUGCUGCUACGCCAGCUCCACAAGCUUCUUCCACACCAUGUGCCGCACCUGCCUCUAAUGAAGCUUUUGCAUCUGCUUCUGCACCAUUUGCUGGCCUUCCUUUUUCUGCAACCUCUUCAAUUGCUUCAGUUAAUAAUCCUGCUCCAUUGUCAUCCGUUUUUGCUGGCCUCCCUUUGUCCUUGACCCCCACUCCUCAAGGGAUAUCUAGUCCCAUUCCCUCUGCAAUUGCUAGCUCUCCUGCCACUAGCAUCUCUGGCCCACUUAGCUUGCCUAAUCCAAUUCUGUCGGUCUUAAAGGGAUUUCUGACAUCAAAUGAUACCUCAUUAAUCAGUGCUUUACCUUCUGCUGUGACAAGUGAGCUUGCCUCUUUAUCUGCUCUUGCUAAUCAAAGCUCUGAGCCUCCUGCCUCCUCUGUAAACAAAUGUUAUACUCCAUCUGCCACACCUACACCUCAACGUUCUUCCACACCAGGACUGGCCAUUUUCCCGGGUCUUCCAUCUCCCUCUGUAGCCAAUCCUAGUUCCACUCCCCCGGCAUUGCCAACUCAGUCACCAUUAACCACUUCACAAUCUGUUAUACCAGUCAGCUGUGGUGCCUCUGUUGCGCUUUUGCAUGGUGAGAGCCCUACUAAUCCUGAGCAUCAGAUUUCAUCAGCCCCAGCUGCCACAAGUAUUCCAGUUCUGGUCAAAACUGAACCCAUGAGCCCUACUCUCUCAGCCUUCAAAGGCCCUACUCAUUCAGCUGGCCCGUCUCAUGGCACAUUAGGAUUGUCAGCACUUGGGCGUGCAUAUACCUCUGCAACUUCAGUGCCAGUCAGUUUACCUAGUUCCCUUAAUCCAGCAUUAUCAGGUCUCUCCUCUUUGAGUGCUCCCUUAAACAGCUCCACUUCUCUUGCCUCCAUUUCCCUUGCCGCACAUGCUUCCUCUGCUCCAGCUGCCCCAGUAUUUAAUGGACUUCCUCCCUUCACGUCUCUGACCAGUAACUUUGCUUUUACUGGUAACUCAGCACUUACACCACCAGUCACUGUCCCAGGGUCUUUGUUAGCCACUCCAUCUACAACUGCUUCAUCUGUGUCUGCUUCUCAUGUGAAUUCUACAGCAGCUGUUCUCUCAGGACUCACUGCUUCAGCAACAGUCUCUGCUCCACCCUUUCCGCUUAACUUGUCCAGUGCCGUCCCCUCCCUAUUUUCUGUCACCCAGGGGCCUCUGGGAUCAUCAAACCCAUCCUUCCCUGGUUUCCCUGUCUCUAACACACCCACUGUCACUCCAGCUCUCCCUUCUUUCCCUGGACUCCAGGCAUCUUCUACAGUAGCAGCAGUUGCACCGCUGCCGGCAGCUGCCACAGCCCCAUCUCCGGCUCCGGUCCUGCCAGGGUUUGCCUCGGCCUUUAGCUCAAACUUCAACUCUGCACUUGUUGCACAGGCUGGCUUGACUUCUGGGCUGCAAACCCCAGGAAAUACAGUUUUCCCUGGACUCUUGUCUCUUCCUGGUAUCCCUGGAUUUACCCAAAGUGCUGCACAGUCUUCCCUGCAGGAGUUGCAGCAUAGUGCAGCAGCGCAAUCAGCGCUUCUACAGGCACAUUCAGCUUCAGCUCUAGAGAACUAUCCAGCUCAGCCUGAUGGUUUUACUAGCUAUCCUUCUGCACCAGGAACACCAUUUUCACUGCAGACAAGUCUACCCCAGAGUGGAUGGCAAUAAAUAUCAUCCUUUUCUUGACAAGCAAGACAUAUUUGAAGACUGAAGUGGUGGCUUGACAAAGCCUGAUCCUGUUGCCAUUAAGUUGACAGCAAAAUACACAUUGACUUCAAUGGGGACAUGAUCUGACCCAGAAAUUGGGACAGAGAAGCAAGACAAGAGUGAAGAGCUUCUGGGAAACUGUUCUUGUGUCAGAUUACAAACAAAUCCAUGAUUACUCUUGCUUUUAAACAAUUUGGGAGUGAUCCUGUGAUGUGCUGAAUAUCCUCAACUUCCUCUUUAGCUGGGGAGAUGGGUGUUUGGUUCGUCAUAGGACCAGGCCCUUUAAACACAGACUUCCUGUAUAAUUAGAACAAUUGGCAGCCAAACGGUAUGGGGAAAACGGUAUUCUAAAUAGUAUGUGAUAUUUUUCACCCAUCAUUCUUUUCAAAUUUGUAUGGUAUGUGUGGUAAUGUAGAAAGAACAUUUAGAUUGAAAUUAGACACUUAAAGCUGUAGACAAUCUUUAGUGUAGAUGCACAUCUCUCAUUACCAUCAGUAAGAGUUAUGUGCACAGAUCAAGGUCCGUGGGAUUUAUUCUCUCCUUCAUAUGCAUGAGUAACUCUUUAUUAGUAUCAGUAGUAUGUCGAGGGGAGACUAGAUCAGGUUCUUAAAAUGCCAUAUGAAACAUUGUGGACCUGCUGCUGAGCUGAAUACUUCUCUAUCUGAGUCAGAACAGAAGAAAGCCAGACAAUGAUGCUGUACGGUAUUCUGGGAUAGGAACUAGUUACUUUUAAUUGAGUAAAGUUUAGCUAGUGAGGAACACUUUUUACAGAAAUGCAAACAAGCCUUUCAUUUUGCCUCCAGGAUAUGCUCUUUAACAUCCCCCUACGAUAGUGGAAGUAAUUGUAUUGCACAUAGACUACCUAUCCAUCACUGUUUGCUGCAGGCUUUUGUGAAUGUUUACAGUCAUGGACCAAAUUCUGCUCUCACAAUGUAUGUAACCAAAACUUGGUUAUAUUCCUUGGAGUAGCAAGUGUGUAAGUGAGUGGAGAAUUUGGGCUAUGGAUUUUUAGCAUUUUUCCUUGGAAGACAUACAUGAUUUUAAAGGUAAUUAACUGCAUUGGCUAGGAAUGGCAUGACGCGGCAUAUGGAAAGGUCUUGCUUUGUAAGUAAAAUGCAGUAUGUGCACUCAUAAUAAUUGUAGUACCUGUGGCAGUGUGUAACACAUCAUUGAAUAUCAUCUCUUUAAGAAAAACUCUUGAUCAAGUUCUAAAAGACAAUAGAGAUGAUGAUAUGCAAUCAUGUGAUUUUAAAAUAAACUGUAGAAGAUAUACUGUAGAACAGUUCUGCACCUAGAGUUUUACUUUUUUAAAGAUGGAUUCUGCUGGAAGACAUUGCUAAUGUAUUUUCUUUCAAUGUGUGAACGAACUUUUUUAAAACAUUAAUGGGAAUUCCUGUAUUAGUUUUUAACACAAUUUUUUAAAAUAAGUUUACACUCGUGGCACUAAGGCUUUAGUGACUAUUUACCUAGUAGUUUAUAAAACACUUGAAUAAACAAUUUUUUACAAAAAAAAA